AAGAUGACCGGUCGUGGAAAGGGAGGAAAGGGAUUGGGAAAGGGAGGAGCGAAGCGGCAUAGGAAGGUCUUGCGAGACAACAUCCAGGGUAUCACAAAGCCCGCAAUUCGUCGUCUGGCUCGUCGUGGCGGAGUGAAGAGAAUCUCCGGUCUGAUUUACGAGGAGACUCGUGGUGUCCUCAAGGUAUUUCUUGAGAACGUCAUUCGUGACGCUGUGACGUACACCGAGCACGCCAAGAGAAAGACCGUAACCGCCAUGGAUGUCGUCUACGCCUUGAAACGACAAGGCCGUACCCUGUACGGUUUCGGGGGUUAAAAUACAUCGUCCUUCUGCCCAGCAAACAACCGGCCCUUCUCAGGGCCAACAAUAUUUGUCUGAUGCAAAGGAAUUGAAUGCUAUUCGAACAUCACAUGAAUGUGCGCUGAACAAAACCACAUUUUUCUACACCAAAGGCGAAUUUUUUAGCCCGAAUUUGAGAGAUGAUGAUUGCUGCUUACAUUUCCCCAUUCAUUCGACACUGCAACCAUAGAGAUGUUCAAUAUAUCUGUGCUGCAACUAAGCCUGAUCAUCACUAAUAUUCGAUUAAACUUAUCCACAGAAAUAAGAAUGUUAGAAUCCAUCGAUAUAAUGUUCUGAAAUUUGAACUAAUUUUUUUAUUAGGUAAAAAUUUACAUCUUCAAAUAUAAAUGCAAAUCUUCAUAUUAAUAAAUGAGCAAAAUCGAUGAAUAAUACAAAAUUAAACCUAUAUAUAUUAGAAAUAUAAGAAAAUGUAGAAACGGCCUAGUCCUAAUCAUAUUCCAAACAAUUAUACAGGGUGAAUCCUACAACUCUGUCAACCCGUCAGGGGUAUGUUGGGGCUGCUCAGACAAGCAUUUUGAGGUAACACACUUAUGGUCGGAAACUCCUCCUAACGGCUGUGGAGGGCUUUGAAGAUUUUUUUUAAAUUUAUUUAUUCAUUUAUUUUUUUUUUCUGGUACCCAGGGGUUGCUCCUACUUUCGCUCGGAUUCGAACGUAAUGGUUUGUUCUGCGCUAAAAAACGUACUUCUUAGUGUCUCAUCGGUACAAUGACAAGUCGAGUAAUUAUGAACCGCCUUACUUGGGUCGAGCUAACAGAUGUGCAUUAUGCGUACCGCGCCAAUGAUUCGAAUUCACUCGCUGCGCAACGCUGGUAUCGUGAACGGUUCCCAAACCGACCUUUUCCCCACAGGCAAGUUUUCUCUGCAGUUAAUCGUCACGCGAGGGAAACUGGGUACCAUAAAGAAAAAAUUAAAAACAAAAAAAAAAUUUUUUUUAAAUUUAAAAAACAAAACUUCAAAGCCCUCCACAGCCGUUAGGAGGAGUUUCCGACCAUAAGUGUGUUACCUCAAAAUGCUUGUCUGAGCAGCCCCAACAUACCCCUGACGGGUUGACAGAGUUGUAGGAUUCACCCUGUAUAAGAAUUGUUACAAUAAUCUUAGCAAAGAAUUCGAAAAAAAAUCAUAAUUGAUCAAAAUCAAAAUAAUGAACACAUUUUUUUUCGUGAUAAAUUGUCCUGAACCCCGUCAUUGAUAAUGAAGAUCUUGACACUCCCGUUCAGUUUUUUAUGGGAAAAGUUCACUGAAAUUUUUGCCACGCAAUAUGCGGCUAAAAUUUCGGACAAUAGCCACAUUUGAAAAUUCGUACCGAGACCAAAAUAUAUCGUAAAUUUUUUGAAAAAAUAUCAAAAUGAAUCCAAAUCUAUUCGAGUAAUCUUGAAACAGUCUAUUGCGAACGUGUAAUUCGGUAUUCGGCCGUCGGAGCAUCUCGGACGUACGUAGGUCCUUAUUUUCCGAAGCAGCGGCAGUAUAGCCGUAGCAGCCGAAGCGAACGAUUUAUGCUUGACAGACUUCAAACUUACCUAGUUCUUCACGAUACGGUUCGACUUUCAACUACUUUACCUGCGAUGAGCUGACAAAUUCAUAUAAAGGCUCUCAAUUAGUCAUCACGGUGCCUUGUUGAUUGCAGUACUUACUCAACUUCCAACCACGAAGGGCAGGACUUACAUGGCAUCGCACGAUUCGUUUGCAGGUACUCGGGGAUGCUGCCACCGUAUUCAUAGCCCGGACUCCCCCUGUUCAUCAGGGGGAGUCCACCGUCCCCUGGGACUGCGCGGCCUCCCACCGCCCCCGGGGUCCCAGGGGACCCAGUCCCCGAGGACAU
Molecule: messenger RNA, 2179 nt
Organism: Athalia rosae (coleseed sawfly)
Lineage: Eukaryota; Metazoa; Arthropoda; Insecta; Hymenoptera; Athaliidae
Product: histone H4
Exons: 4
Coding region: 4-315 (103 amino acids)
Biological process (GO): nucleosome assembly
Cellular component (GO): nucleosome
Molecular function (GO): protein heterodimerization activity; DNA binding; structural constituent of chromatin
Source: RefSeq, a predicted model, not a curated record